Protopterus annectens (West African lungfish) is the source of this 3387-nucleotide messenger RNA. RefSeq names its product ubiquitin family domain containing 1 (gene UBFD1). Bases 149 to 1027 code for a protein of 292 amino acids. NCBI's taxonomy places the organism in Eukaryota, Metazoa, Chordata, Ceratodontiformes, Protopteridae. Gene Ontology annotation, molecular function: cadherin binding; RNA binding. The transcript has 7 exons. The record is from RefSeq and is a predicted model, not a curated record.
UCCACUUGCUGUGCUCCACGUCACUUUCAGGGGCCAUCUUGCUGCGGGAGAGCGCCGCUACAGUUCCGUACCUAUGCAGGAGUCAUGCACAUGAGUGUGUAAAUAACGAAACUUGGGUUGAGGUGAUCAAUCCAUAGAAGUUACUGCGAUGGAAGCUGAAACAGAAGUUGAGAAGGAGAACAACAGUUGUAUUGAAUCUGAUGAGAAGGAGAAGAGCAGCUGUAGUGAAACUGGUGAUAGCAACACACAGCCUGUAGAAGCAGGAGAGGCAGAACAUGCAGCCGAUGUGGAAGAUGCUUGCUCUCAGGCUUCAGUCAGCAAUGGAUCUGACUCUACUACUGACAAGGAACUGGUAGACCUAAAGAUAAUUUGGAAUAAAAAUAAGUACGAUGUGAAGUUGCCUUUGGAUAGCACUGGAACAAACCUGAAAGAAAAGAUUCAUGCACUUACAGGUCUUCCACCAGCUAUGCAAAAAGUCAUGUACAAGGGACUUAUUCCAGAAGACAAAACGUUACGAGAAAUCAAAGUAACUAGUGGUGCAAAAAUAAUGGUUGUCGGCUCAACGAUUAAUGAUGUGCUAGCAGUGAAUACACCAAAAGAAGUAAUUCAGCAAGAAGUGAAGGCAGAAGAAAACAAAAAAGAACCUGUCUGUAGGCAAAAGCAACACAGAAAAGUAUUAGAUAAAGGAAAACCAGAUGAUGUGAUGCCUGCCAUUAAAGGUGUACAGGAGCGGCUACCAACAGUACCUUUAGCAGGCAUGUACAACAAGUCGGGAGGAAAAGUGAGAUUAACAUUUAAACUAGAACAAGACCAGCUCUGGAUUGGUACCAAAGAGAGAACAGAAAAAGUACCAAUGGGCUCUAUUAAAAAUGUGAUUAGUGAACCUAUAGAAGGGCAUGAAGACUAUUAUAUGGUGGCAUUUCAGCUUGGUCCUACAGAAGCUUCUUACUACUGGGUCUACUGGGUGCCCACACAAUAUGUUGAUGCAAUCAAGGACACUAUUCUUGGCAAAUGGCAGUAUUUUUGAACACCCUCCACCUCUGGCAAAGAAUGAACAAUCUAAGGACAUUAGUUGGAAUGACAUAUACUGCUUUCUGGAGCUGACAAGACUGGCUUUAAAAAUGAGAUGUUAUAAGGUGUGCCAGAGGUGAUGUGCUGCCUUUGUACAUUAACUGUUUUAAUGUUAAAGUUGCAAUAUCCCCUUAUAUUGCUCAUCUUGAGCCUUCUGAAAAUACAGAGUAAUGGAAAUCUUUAAGAUACCUUAUUUCAGAUACCAGUGUAAGUAUUCUACAAAUGUCUUCUGAACUCAGAUCUAAUGUUAUAUCCACUGUUGCACUACCAGAGCAAUUAUAAGUCUGAGCUCUUAAUAUUGUCUAGGAAAGCACUUUUUUGUUAACACACAGCAUCACUACUUUGUGGAGAUCUUACUGUUAGAAGCAGAAAUAGUGUGCAAAACUGUUUUCUCUUUCCAAAUUCAACAUUUUUUCAUUUGUACGUCUAUAUGCAAAGUGUUACAAAACUUAUGGUAAGAUAUUUUGAUGCAGUCACUUUGUGUCGAAACAAGUAUCCAGAAGAUAUUUAAACAACUUCAUACCUUCUGCAUUUGUUCUCUAGUCCUUUGAUGCCAAAAACAAGUUGUAAUGUAGGUGUGAGUUUGUCUUACAUUCCUUUACUUACACAGUAGUGCUUGAUUUUGAACUUCAGUGUUUUGACUUCAUAAAAUCAGUCUGAAUGAACUUUAUACUUGGCUUUUUUUCAUUUGUUGGGUCCAUUUGCCUGGAAUACUCAACUACAGUAGUAUUCUGACAACAAAACUGCUGCUUUCUGUUUAUUUAGUUGUAUUGGUACACUAAAGAAAGUAGCACUUUGGGAUUGCGGCAUUGGUUUUUAGAACAAAACAACUCAAAAUGUUUUUCUUGCUGAGUGUUUUUCAUAUUUACAGCAGCAGUUUGUUAGCCGGUUGCAGGUUUCCUUUUCUUUGGUUGAGUAAUCUGUGCACAUUGCCAUUUUCGCUGUUGCUUAGAUUUUGUUGUUUUUUUUUUUUUUUUUUUUUUUGCAGUGAAACUUGAUUAUCUUUGUUGUAUUUUUUUUUUAAUCUCUUCCAUUAGAUUGCUGUUAAGACUUUUCAGAUUGCUGCUCAUGCUUCUAUGAAGUGAGUGCAUGGUGACGGUCCACUGCUUACUUCAGCAGACUGAAUUUUGUCAUUGUACAUUUGAAAAGGGAAGCUUUCUUUUUAAUCAAGAUAUUUCCUUCCUUGGAAGUUGGCUGGAAAAAUCUACUAGACUGACGCUGCUAAGUUUUUGUUAAUGCUGAAUUCUCCAGAUUAUUUCCUUUUGUUUCAUAAACUGCUGCUUUAAAUAUUACAUUCAAGACUGUAAAACUGGCAAAGCUAAGGCAGGCCUGCAAGGACUCCCCUUCUUCCAAAAAGCAGUUCUUUUACCUGUAAAGUUAGAUUUCUACAGGAAACAGUCACUUAAGAAAUUAAAUUAUGUAGUGUCUGUUGUUUUAAGUAAUUUAUUUAAGUAUUUUAUUUAAUCAUUUAUUUAAACUACUACAUUAGCCAUAUUAAAUAUUAAUUGGUGGAGAAUGUAACUUAGAGCUGUUUGCAAAGGGAUAUUGCAACUUUAAAAUGUAAUUCAGGAAGCAUAGCAAACCUAAAAUUGUAAACAUGCAAUACAUUAGAUUGUUUUCUAACACUGCAGUAGUAUUAAACUGUGUGAAAUUAAUUUGACAUUUUUAUUUUCCACAGUUUCUGUCUACAGAAUAAUUAUUUUAUUUAAGGGCCAAAGAAUUGUAUUUGUUUGCCAUACUGUUUGACAAGUUGCCAUACUCACAUGGUACUUAGCGUUUUUUCUUACCCGAGGGUGUAACAUUUAGGCAGUUUGUAAAAUAGCCAGCCUUCAGAUUACUGAGCCAUAUAUAUAUAUAUAUAUAUAUAUAUAUAUAUAUAUAUAUAUAUAUAUAUAUAUAUAUCCCAGGAUAUGAGUGUGGAUUUUACUCAGGCACAGGUUUGCAUAAAUAACAGUUUGUCUUCAGAACGUGUUACUAGCAGAAUGAUUCUGCUAAUCUGUGGUAUGUACUUUGAAGUGUUCUGAUGGCAUUCAUUUGUGUCAUGUUCAUCUGUUGGAUUAUUACAAAAGUUAAUGGCCCGACUGAGUUAAUUAUAACUACCACUGCAAGAGACUGAAAAUCAUUUAAGCACCAUAUGUCUUGUGCUUCUGUGAAACUCGCUGCCUGUUUAAAAAGGUUAAAAAAUGGAAGGAGAAUUUGGUUUGUUACAUUUGCACUGCUGAAUUUGGAUUUUGUAGUAUUAACCUAAAUUAGUUACCUUAUUGUUAAAUUCUUAGGUAUUAGUCCUGCAAAUUAAAGUUUGAUACUUUUACUAUU